CCGCCGAUUGCGACGACGCAGGAGCAGGGCCCACGCCAUCAGGAGGUUUUUUCCCCGCUGUUAAUGCCACGACUAAUUACUGGAUAUGGAUGCACCUACUAUUGCUGCCGCUCUGGCGGGUCAAAAGCAUGUGGGCUUGUUCCCUGGACCCUCACACUCCGUAUCCGGCGGACCGCCCUGUGCCCACGGCGUACCCAGUCAAGCACAAUCCUACACAGGCACUGGCCCACUGUGCGGUACUGUCACUACAAGACAUAUUGCUCACAACCGAAAUUCCGCCAUGCCUCCUCACCGACCUGGCACGUACUAUGUAGAUAUUUUGCAGCACACGGCUCCAACACCCGGCAGCCUGCGCCACCGUUCGCAGCCGUGGCGCCGAGAAGUAUUGUUUGAGUAUGCGGACAAAAAGCCCAAAAAGCACAAGCGAAGUUACCUUUUACAGCCCAUGACAUCAGCCUGCGCGCCAUGCCAUGCCAUGCGUUCCUUCCGUCUCGCGUCAGGAGCGCGCCUCACGCCUUCCGUCAUCCGCGUCUCAACAGAAGGCCGACUGGACUGUGACCAUUCCCAUCCUCACCCCAGAGUGUUGUAGUAGUGUAGAGAUGACAUCCAACCUUGUCCACGUGACUGACAUGCACAAUGACUCCCUCAACCACUCUCAUGCCUUGGCCCGCCUCAUCUCUGUCUCUGCUAAUCCCAUACCCCGCAUAUUUUAUGCUU
This is a messenger RNA of Bipolaris sorokiniana ND90Pr, 717 nucleotides long. RefSeq lists its product as uncharacterized. The record is from RefSeq and is a predicted model, not a curated record. NCBI's taxonomy places the organism in Eukaryota, Fungi, Ascomycota, Dothideomycetes, Pleosporales, Pleosporaceae. The transcript has a single exon. Bases 86 to 589 code for a protein of 167 amino acids.